Gryllus bimaculatus (two-spotted cricket) is the source of this 450-nucleotide messenger RNA. The record is from the annotation of a GenBank genome assembly. Lineage: Eukaryota; Metazoa; Arthropoda; Insecta; Orthoptera; Gryllidae.
AUGAAAGGAGUAGGUGUAGGUGCAGAUCCUGUCGUAGGAGUUGUUGUAGAGGAGUGGCUGGAGCUGGUGCCCUGCCCUGGCCAGGGGCUGUGGCACAUAGUAAUCCGUGAGAGCGUGGAGCGUCGGAGCAAAGGCAGCAAAGGAGCGAAAGGAGCACACAGCACACUGCAACUGCACGGCUCGGCUUGGCCUGAAACUCUGAAGGAAACUGUGAAGGAAACUCUGAAGGAAACUGUGAAGGAAACUGUGAAGGAAACUGUGAAGGAAACUGUGAAGGAAACUGUGAAGGAAACUGUGAAGGAAACUGUGAAGGAAACUGUGAAGGAAACUGUGAAGGAAACUGUGAAGGAAACUGUGAAGGAAACUGUGAAGGAAACUGUCUUGAGGACUUAUGGGAAUUCAAUGGAUUUCAAAAAGAAUACUCAAGGUCUAAGGAAACUAUCGAUCAAG